AUGAGAAUGUGGUCGUCGACUUCUCUCUCUUUAUUGUUCUUCUUCCUCCUUUCUACCAACUUCUGCACCACUCCGUGGGCUCUCAUCGACCGGCCCUUCCCCGCGCAGCCCUUCGUCUCCACCAGUUCCGGUCACCCCUCCACCAUCCCUGCCUUCCCGGAGCAGUCCGACUUCUCCGGUAGCUGCCCACUCGACCUCCCUCAAGACCUCCUCUCUACCGUCUCCCACGCCUGCUCCUCCUCCGCCGCCACCGUCCGCCUCUCCCGCUCCCGCUGCUGCCCCCCUCUCGCUGCCUGGCUCUACGCCGCCUACUCCGCCACCGCCCUGGCCGGCGGCGCCCCCGCUGCCUCCUCCCGUCCCUCCGACAUGCCGCUGCUGCCAGAGGACUCGGAGGCCUGCGCCGGUGGCGUGGAGAAGGCGCUGCGGGCCCGGGGGCUGGAUCUCCGCCCGGUGAACGUCACCUGCGACGUCGCCACCUGCUUCUGCGGCGUCCGCCUCCGGCCAUUCUCCUGCUCCGGAAGCCUAGCCGUGGAGAGGGACGCCGCCGGCCGGUGGGUCGCCGGCGGCGCCGCUGCUCGCCGGAUCGAGCGAGACUGCGCCCUUCCGGGCCCCUCCGGCUGCUCGCGCUGUCUCCACAGCCUCUACCAGGUGAGCUCCCCUCACCAUCACCACUCCGGCGUGCCGCCGGCAUUCGGUGUGCUAUCCCGCCGGAUUAUGAUCCAUUGCUCCUUACUUCCAACACGGACUGCCAGUCCUUGUCUCUACACUAUUGACCACUUUAAACUACUAACUCUGGAGACAUCGUAUUUCCGGACAGCGGUCUUUCAUACACCAAUUAUUAAUUCGGAUUUUAUUAACCUGAAUCACCGUUGAACCGGUGGACCAUUCCUUUCUGAUGGUGGACCAUCCUGGGUCGUCUUCUUCGUGGAUCUUCCCACUGCAGUUGCAACCGGCGGCGCCGGCGCACGGCGGCAACGAGACCGGCGGCAGCAGGGGGCCCAAGCUGGGGCACGCCGGCGACUGCGAGCUCCUGGGGAUAACGUGGCUUCUGGCCCGCAACCGCACCCUGUACCUGCCGGCGAUCACCGGCGUCCUCCGUGCCCUACUUUUGGCCGCCGGCGACGGGCACCCCCUCUCCUGCACAGUCGCCAGCGACGGCAAGCCCCUCGCUGUCGACUCCGCCGACCUCGACGACUCCAUCUCCUCCUCCGCCCGGCCCCUCCUCUUCCCGGCGGCGUCCCUCCUCCUCCUUCUCCUGCCGCCGGCGGCGAUCCCCUUCUUCCUGUCCUGA
Molecule: messenger RNA, 1291 nt
Organism: Spirodela intermedia
Lineage: Eukaryota; Viridiplantae; Streptophyta; Magnoliopsida; Alismatales; Araceae
Source: the annotation of a GenBank genome assembly